Chenopodium quinoa (quinoa) is the source of this 1530-nucleotide messenger RNA. Its product is annotated as inorganic pyrophosphatase 2-like. NCBI's taxonomy places the organism in Eukaryota, Viridiplantae, Streptophyta, Magnoliopsida, Caryophyllales, Amaranthaceae. The transcript is spliced from 5 exons. The record is from RefSeq and is a predicted model, not a curated record. The coding region runs from base 222 to 1220 and encodes 332 amino acids. Gene Ontology annotation, molecular function: phosphatase activity.
UGAUAUUAAUUAAUUUUGUAAACCUAGAAAGCUGGAGUCUUUAAUGGCUCGCCUUACAAACACGCACAAAAACGUAAUAUUCCUUGGUAUCAAACUAUUCUUGUUCUUCAAACUAUAAAUACCCACUAUACUUCUAGUUUAGUACUCAACCAAAUUUAGACCCAUUUCACCAAAUUAAAAGAAAAAAAAAUCCCAACUUUCUUCUUUCAAAAUUCUCAAGAAUGGAAGGAAUAAUUGUUGUUUUUGAUUUUGAUAAAACAAUUAUUGAUUGUGAUAGUGACAAUUGGGUUGUUGAUGAAUUGGGUUUUACAAAUUCUUUCAAUCAACUCCUUAAUUCCAUGCCUUGGAAUUCUAUGAUGGAUACAUUGAUGAAGGAAAUGCAUGAAAAAGGAGUAACGAUUUAUGAUAUUGUUGAAGUAUUGAAAAGAACUCCAAUUCAUCCUCAAAUAGUACCAGCGAUUAAAGCUGCUCAUGAUGCAGGGUGUGAAUUGAGGAUAGUGAGUGAUGCAAAUACAUUCUUCAUUGAAACAAUAUUGGAUCAUCUUGGGUUGAGUGAUUAUUUCUCGGAGAUUAACACAAAUCCGGGUUAUGUUGAUGAAGAAGGAAGAUUAAGGAUUUUACCACACCAUGAUUUUACCAAGUCUCCUCAUGGAUGUUGCAACCCCUGCCCUCCUAACAUGUGCAAGGGCCUAGUGAUUAAAAGGCUACUAUGUGAGCAUGGAAACAAGAAAUUCAUCUAUUUAGGAGAUGGAAUUGGAGAUUAUUGCCCUUCUUUAAGACUUAGAGAAAGUGACUAUCUUAUGCCAAGGAAAGACUUCCCUGUUUGGGAUUUAAUCUCAAACAAUCCGAAGCUUAUCAAAUCCAAAAUCCAUGAAUGGACCGACGGGGCUGAAUUCGAACGAGUUCUAUUGUCACUCAUCCAAGCUAUUAUCACCAAUGCUGAUGCCAACCAGUUCUUCAACCUUGAUUGCAAAUUCGAGUCAUUGCCAAUCUCGUCCCAUGAUGCCAUGCCUCAAGCUCUUCGAGUUGGACCGCAAAAUAGUUGUAUAAUGCAUCCAUAUAAUCCAAGAUCCGUAUCUUUCGGCAUCUCAAAGAAGAACAGGAUAUCAACAAGGGGUUCACGAGUGAAGAAACUAUUGGGACAAAAUCAAAUAAGCGUGCUACCUGUACCAGCAACUUCAGUUUUAAGAGGUUGUUCUUCACUUUUACUUGGAAUUUGAUGUAAUCACGUUUUUUAUAUGUGGCAAGGCUUCAAGUUUAAGACGUGUAAACCUCAUAAUUCAUAUACACUUUUCUGCUUUUUUUUUUUUUUUUUUUUUUGGCUGUCUUUUAGCCUUUGUGUUUCAACUGAUUUUUGAAUUUGAAAUUGAUUACUCCAUUUUUAGUCUAUAGAGGAACCUUUUAAAGGCGGAGGGAGUAGUUAAUAGUUAUGUUUAUGAGAAUAGAGCCAAUAGCACGGUCCGAUAAUUUGAUUGUGUAAUUUAUAGGGCUCAAAUGUGAAAGUGAGGGAUAACUCAAAUGGUUACAGCU